ACUCCCCCUCUCUCUCAUCGGAUAUGUCAAAUGAACAUGGACCCAUAUGAAACGUCAGCACAGUGAGUGUAGUAGCAGUUUACGUAUUGAUGUUAGCGAGCUAGCCUAGUAAAAUACAGUCCAGACAUAGAAAUACAUUUGUCGUAAAGCAGUAUAUUUUUUGAGUUAUUACAUUGGGAAACGGUAGAGUUUAUAUUCGUUGCAGAGAAUACGUUUAACGCAAUGGACUUCACUUGGAUUUUUUUACUUUCUCGAAGUUCAUACGAUUGAAAGAGGAAUGACAAUGACAGUUCCCUUGCCUGUGAGAGGAGGCUACACUGGAAUACAGUUGUUCUGUGACCAAAACAAGGGACCUUGAAGGACCACAGCCUGUGUGACAGAGGACUUGCAUUCAUUGUGAAGCUUUUGGGGAGAGUAGCAGGCAGUACACUUGUGUAAAGAAACACUAAGGCAAGGUGGAGAUGUUUGCCAAACUGAAAAAGAAGAUUGCUGAGGAGGCAGCCACAGCCCCCCGGACCGGAGUCCGGAUGCCUCGGUCCUAUAGCAAAGAGUCCAUUACCUCAGUGGGGGCAGACUCGGGGGAUGAUUUUGCCUCUGAUGGCAGUAGCUCCAGGGACGACCUCUCCUCCCAGAUCCUCAGAAGGAAUGAUCAGAUUCGCAAGCUGGAGGCCAAACUAUCAGACUACGCUGAACAGCUCCGACUUAUGCAGAAGACCAAGGACAAGCUUGAAAUUGCAUUAGAAAAACAUCAGGAUUCCUCCAUGAGGAAACUGCAGGACCAGAAUGAGACUCACCAGGCCAAUAGAGCCAAAAUGGCCGAAGGCAUGGCUUUGGCACUGGACAAGAAGGAUCAGGAAUGGAUGGAAAGGAUAUCUACGCUGGAGCAGGAGAAAGCGUCUCUGUCUGUGAGGCUUGAUGAGAUGAUGGAGCAGAGCCUUACUCUGUUCCAGAAGAGGGAUGACCUGGACGAGCUGGAUGGCUUCCAGCAGCAGGAGCUCGCCAAAGUCAAACACAUGUUACUGAGUAAGGAGGAGCAGCUGGUCCAGCAGGAGCGAGUGCUCCAGCAGAAGGGUGCCGAGCUGCAGAUGGCCAAGAAGGGUCUGGCCGAAGCCCAGGAGCAGCUGCGGGUUCUGGGAGAGGAGCAUCAGGAAAGUUGCAGGCUCAACACGGAGCAGGAGAUGGAGAGAGAGGAGCUGCUGGAGGUCAGGGAGGAGGCUGAGAAGAAGAUUACUGAGCUGGAGGGCAGAGGCCAGAACCUGCAGAAGGUCAUCCAACAGGUAUCUGAAGACUUCCAGAAGUCGCGGAGCUCGGCAGCAGCUGUAGAGAAGUCUCUCCGUACGUUACAAAUGGAGAACAAUGCCCUGAAGCUGCAGCAACACAAAGCUGCAGUGACUGAUGAGGACAAGGAGCGUGUGCUGCUGGACCUGCAGGAGAAGAUCUCCUCUCUGGAGAGACGUCUGCAUGGUAACCUGAGUGAAGACGAGCUCCUCCAGGAGCUUCUCAAAGAGAAGUCCACUCUGGAGCAGAGGCUGGAGGACACGAGAGUUGAGCUGCUGGAGGCACGCACCAACCAUGCAGACACGGUUAGCUCUUUGGAGACUCAGAUAUCCAGACUCAACAACAACGUGACUGAACUACAGACCCUGCUACGACACAAGGACGACUCUUCCAAGAACUACAGAGAGAGAACGGACGCACAGAUAGCAGGUCUGGAACUGCAGGUGCAGGAGAGCAAUGAGAGGCUCGAGAACACUGAGCAGCAGAUCUCUGACAAACAAGCACAUCUAGACAAACUGCAGGCAGAGUGGAGUGUGGAGAGAGAGAGUCUGCAGCAGCAGGUGUCUGCAGAGCGGCAACAGGGCCAGGAGAGGGCAGGUCGGCUGGAGGAGCAGCUCACUGCACUGCAGACAGAGAGAGACACCGAACACACCUCUGCCCAAGCCAGGAUUAGUGAGUUGGCGCAAGAGAGAGCGUCUCUGCUGAGGGGGAGGGAUAAAGCUGACGUUGCUCUGAGGAGGCAGGCAGAGGGGCUGGAGCAGGCCAGGUCAGAGCUGAGCAGCAGGCAGACAGUGAGUGUGGAGAUAGCCAUGGCUCUGGAGGACACCAGGAGACAGAAGGAGGUGCUCCAACUACAGGUAGGAGAGAUGAUGGCGUCACUUCAAACAACAUCGCAGGAACUGACCCACGUCACUGAGCAGCUGAAGCGGAAAGAAGAGGAACUCCAAACAAUACGCAAUGAGCUGCAGAGUUCCCAGAGCUCCCUGUCCCAGCUGCAAGAGGAGACAGAGGGGCUGCAGGCAGCAGCCCAGGAGAGGCAGGAGGAGAAGGACAGCCAGCUGGUCAGCUUGAGGCAGGAGCUGCUAACCCAGAAUGAGCAGUUGGACUCCUGCCAGUUACGGGUAUCGGAGCUAGAGGUAGAGACUCUGACGUUGCAGCAGACUCCAGAGCUGUGUGAACUGGACCAGAAUGGGACUGUGACGGUGGAUGACCUGGACCACAUGCAGAAGGCCAACCGAGACCUGGAGCAGCAGCUCAGUGACAAGAAUAAGACCAUUAAGCAGCUGCAGCAGAGACUAGCAGAGCUAAAGAGGACCUUGCAGAAGGAGCUGAAGCUGAAACCUGAAACCGAGUCCGAUGGGAAAGAGAGGGCCCAAGAAGGGAGAGGAGAGAGGCAAGAGAGGCCAGACAGAAUCUUUACAGAGCUCACUCUAGGCCCGGCCCCGGGCCCAAACACCACUGUCACCAACACAUCUGAUCUCAAUGACUCACGAGAGAUCAACUUUGAGUACCUCAAACACGUGGUGCUAAAAUUCAUGUCAUCCAGAGAGGCUGAGGCCUAUCAGCUGAUCAGAGCAGUGUCUGUGUUGCUGAACUUCACUGGUGAGGAAGAAGACAUGUUGAAGCAGACUCUGGAGUACAAGAUGUCCUGGUUUGGAUCCAAGCCUUCUCUGAAAGGUAUUGUCCGGCCAUCAGUUUCAGGGGCACCUGCUCACUGGAGCUGAGGGGACUGAGAGAGGAAGAGAGGACAGACACACACACAUUACUUUUAUCAUGCGUUUGCAUGACUUCUCCCACCACUGUGGCAACCAAAUGAACACUGUAAAGAGAACACAGCCCAAGCUUUAAAAUGGUUUCUGACAUGGCACAGAUUCCUAUGUACUGUAGCUCCUCAAUCUCUCCUGAUCAUUUUUUUUUCUUCAUCUUCAAGAGAAAAGAGAAUGGCGGGGGGGGGUUUAUUUAGAAGUAAAAUGCUUAAAGCAGACAUGGUGUUGACCCAUUUGAUAAAUGUUAACCUUAAGAGAAACCCUCCUCCCUCCCCUUGGAAUGAGGUUAACAUUAUAUCUAGCUCUGUCAUGGAAACAGUACAAGUACACUACAUUACCAAAAUUAUGUGGACACCUGCUUGUCUAACAUCUCAUUCCAAAUUCAUGGGCAUUAAUAUGGAGUUGGUCCCCAUUUGCUGCUAUAACAGCCUCUACUCUUCUGGGAAGGCUUUCCACUAGACGUUGGAACAUUGACGCCGGGGACUUGCUUACAUUCAGCUGAAAGAGCAUUAGUGAAGUCAAGCACUGAUGUUGGGGGAUUAGGCCUGGCUCGCAGUCUGCGUUCCAAUUCAUACAAAAGGUGUUCGAUGGGGUUGAGGUCAGGGCUCUGUGCAGGCCAGUCAAGUUCUUCCACACAAAUCUCAACAAGAAUGUUCUGUAUGGACCUCAUCUUGGGCACAUGAGCAUUGUCAUGCUGGAACAGGAAAGGGCCUUUUCCAAAUUGUCGCCACAAAGUUGGAAGCACAGUAUCGUCUAGAAUGUAAUUGUAUGCUGUAGCAUUAAGAUAUCCCUUCACUGGAACUAAGGGGCUUAGCCCGAACCAUGAAAAACAUUAUUCCUCCUUCACCAAACUUACAGUUGGCACUAUGUAUCAAGGCAGGUAGCGUUCUCCUGGCAUCUGCCAAACCCAGAUUGGUCCGUCGGACUGCCAGGUGGUGAAGCGUGAUUCACUAAAGCGUUUCUACUAGUCCAGAGUUCAAUGGCGGCAAGCUUUACACCACUCCAACCAAAGCUUGGCAUUGCACAUAGUGAUCCUUAGGCUUGUGCGCGGCUGCUCGGUCAUGGGAACUCAUUUCAUGAAGCUUCCAACGAACAGUUUAUUGUGCUGACGUUGAUUCCAGAAGCAGUUUGGAACUUGGUAGUGAGUGAUGUAACCCGAGGACAAACAAGUUUUUACACGCCAUGCGCUUCAGCACUCGGUGGUCCUCUUCUGUGAGUUUGUGUGGCUCAAUGUACUCAAUUUGAUACACAUGUCAGCAACGGAUGUGGCUGAAAUAGCCAAAUCCACUCUUGUAGGGGUGUCCUCAUACUUUUGUGUAUAUAUGGUGUAUGUCUUAUUCUCCAGGUGUUAAGAGUGGGAUGGGUCAGGCCUACCAGACUGUCACAAUUCUUUUUGACAGAGAAGAUUAUUUAUGUCUCUGUGCUCCAAUGUUUUUUCUUUAAUUUAGACAUAGAAAACGGUAUUUACUGCCGUUGACUACCUAUGGCAGGGUUCCCCAAAUAGCGGUCCAUGGGCCGAAUUUGGCCUGCGUGUGGUUUUAUUUGGCCCCCACUGUUUUCUGAGCAAAAACGCUAUUAUUAUUAUUUUUAUUUUUUAUUGCUGGACAUAAGACUGUAAAAACGUCAGGAAAUCAGCUCCAAGUUAUUUUAAUUUUGCACAUCUGUUCCCAAAUAUCUUCCUGAAAUGAUUGUUUUAAUCUAAAAUUCUUUCUGUUUGGGAUUCUUGCGGUCAAUUUGAAGUCUACAAAUAUUUGUAAUUAUGUUCCAGCCCCCCGAACAUCCCAAAAAAUUUGCCUGCGGCUAGAUCCAGUUGAUGAUCCCUUCUCUAUGGUUGGGAAAGAGAUAUUGUGGAAUUGUGAGUGCAUGAUGACAAGAACCUUGAAAAUGCUACCAUCCCAAUCAACCCCUCUUCAGUUGAAUGGAACGCCCCAAGAUUUCUGAUGGACCCUUCACAACAGUCUUUAAAUUGGUUCUUUCCAUUAAAAAUACAACUUCAGAUGGCUUAUGUAGGAAUAAUCCAUGUUAAAAUCAGAACUUGUGAUGUUUCUGAAGGGGAGGUGAGAGUCAUACAUCAAUGUGUUUGAUAUCAAUGGAGAAAAUCUACGUCAUGUAGACAGGAGAGGAGUACUUUUUAAAUAUGUUAAAUAAUUAUUGAAAGCUAUCUAAAUCAGAAUUAUCAACGGAUGUGCUCUACCUUUACCUGCCUUGUGUUUGUGUAAAUGACAGUACAUUCCAUGUCUAUUUAUAUAUGAUAACUGUACAUAUGCAUUGAGAACUUUAUAAAUCACUGGGUGUAAAAUCAUUUGGUUUGACCUCUUGCAGUAUUUUACAACAUGUUUUACCUGUCUGUCCAUGUAGCCAAGUCUUGGCUUGAUGUUCUGUCUCACUGUUCAUUGACAUCCUGUACAGAACUAAGUGACCGUUUGUGUGAGCUGACAAUGUGAGGGCAUUAACAAUGUACUGGAGGAAAGACCCUUUAAUACAGUAUGCAUGCCUUAUAGCAAAAUGCAUUGGUUUUCUGCAGAGGGAAAACCUGUCUCCUUACAUUCUGAAUAGAAUGUGAACCAUAUUAAUGGGUAAGGUGUGAGGCAGCAACGCAGCACUCUGCACUCUGAAUUCUACUCCCAUAUCAUGUGAGAAAUAUCCAUGUGUCUGGUUACAUUACAGUACUGUAGCAUUUGAUGUCACAUUCAUUGGGUUUAUGCGGUCAGUCAACUCUGGGGCUGGGAGGUCGAAGAGGAAGGUGACAAUGAUGCAUUUUGUGAUAAGGUCCUCCCCGUCUUUAAACUGCUGUCAUAAAAUGGACACGGUCUACAUUCAAUGUCAAAACACCACACUGUUAAGUGACCUGCUAUUGAAUAGUAUCUGGUACCACAAAUGUAGUAUAAUUCCAUAGAACUACAAUAAUAUCACAGCACAAGUGGCUAUGACUCUACUGCAAGGUCACCAUAAAAAAAAACUUAUGCGCUUCUUUUUUUUCACUUCUGUUUGAUUCCGCCAUGUGUGUCUAACUGUGGUUUUUAACAAACAAUCUAAUAAAUCACAACAGAUUCUAUUAA
Molecule: messenger RNA, 6103 nt
Organism: Oncorhynchus kisutch (coho salmon)
Lineage: Eukaryota; Metazoa; Chordata; Actinopteri; Salmoniformes; Salmonidae
Product: golgin subfamily A member 1-like
Exons: 24
Coding region: 462-3002 (846 amino acids)
Cellular component (GO): Golgi apparatus
Source: RefSeq, a predicted model, not a curated record